Molecule: messenger RNA, 1422 nt
Organism: Lachancea fermentati
Lineage: Eukaryota; Fungi; Ascomycota; Saccharomycetes; Saccharomycetales; Saccharomycetaceae
Source: the annotation of a GenBank genome assembly
AUGUCGCAAGAUAAGAAGAAGACGCUAUCAAGACUUCUAACAUCUUCACUAUUAUUACACGGCUUGGAAGCAUUUGCUAUUCCAGUCAAAAAAUCGUUUGACAUCGAUAAGAUAGGAACCCAAGAAAGCAUUUUUCCAUUUUUGGCCGGCGCAGGUCCGUACUUCUCCUACCCUGAAAAUUAUGGGAUACCAAUUGAGCCCCCAAACAAAUGUGAACUGAAACAAAUCCAAUUAAUUGCAAGACACGGAGAAAGAUAUCCAACGACAAGCAAAGGAGCAAAACUUUUGAGUUUAUGGAAAAGUCUCCAGCAAUAUCCCAAAAGUUUUAAUGGGUCACUUUCUUUUCUAAAUGACUACCAGUUUUUUAUCGAAAAUGAAGAUGUUUUGGAAAUGGAAACUACCAUAGACAACUCAGUAAAUGCGAUAAAUCCUUAUACGGGUGAAAUGGAUGCAAAGAAACAUGCACGUGAGUUUUUAUCUUUGUAUGAAGACUUGCUAGAUGAGAAAAAAGAGUUCGCAGUUUUUGCCGCCAGCUCGGAAAGAGUGCACGAUACAGCUCAGUUUUUUAUUGAUUCGCUUGGAUCUCGCUAUAAUGUUUCUCUUCAAACUAUAAGUGAAGAACCAAGCUCUGGAGCGAAUACACUUUCUGCAGGCUACUCGUGUCCUGCUUGGGAUGAAGAUCAAUAUAGCAACAUUACAGAAAAAUACUCCACACAAUAUUUGAUCGAUAUUGCCUCUAGAUUAAAUUUCGAGAAUAAGGGCCUGAAUAUAACUGCGAACCAAGCAAAUAUGCUUUUUACAUGGUGUGCCUAUGAGUUAAAUGCUCGAGGCUAUAGCGACAUGUGCAAUAUCUUUACUCGAGAGGAACUCAUUCAUUAUUCUUAUCAGGAUGACCUAACAAGUUAUUAUCAAGAUGGGCCAGGCUAUCCAUUGAUUCGUGCGGUGGGUUCUAACCUUUUUAAUGCGUCUGUUAAGCUAUUGCAAGAAAGCGAACAUUUGGAUCAGAGAGUUUGGUUGAGUUUUACUCACGACACCGAUAUUUUAAACUACUUAACUACUGUAGGAUUGUUUGACAAUGGAAAAAAGCUAGAUCCAUCAUACGUCCCAUUUAGAGAUCUCAUUUUUCAUAAAUCUUGGAUUAUUCCUCAAGGUGCUAGAGUCUACACUCAAAAGUUUCAAUGCGAAAAUAACACAUAUGUUCGGUAUGUGGUGAAUGAUGCUGUGAUUCCCAUUGAGUCUUGUUCUGACGGCCCUGGGUUCUCCUGCGAGGCAAACAAUUUCUACCAGUAUGCAGAGGAGACAAUGGCCAAUAUGAACUUUUUCCAAGCUUGUAACACUUCAAGCGUAAGCAAUAUAACUGACCUCACUUUCUAUUGGGACUGGAAAAUGACAAAUUAUAACGCAACUCUUCUCAAGGAAUGA